Rhinopithecus roxellana (golden snub-nosed monkey) is the source of this 751-nucleotide messenger RNA. RefSeq names its product single stranded DNA binding protein 1 (gene SSBP1). Gene Ontology annotation, cellular component: mitochondrial nucleoid. NCBI's taxonomy places the organism in Eukaryota, Metazoa, Chordata, Mammalia, Primates, Cercopithecidae. The transcript has 8 exons. Gene Ontology annotation, biological process: positive regulation of helicase activity; mitochondrial DNA replication. Gene Ontology annotation, molecular function: single-stranded DNA binding. The coding region runs from base 186 to 644 and encodes 152 amino acids. The record is from RefSeq and is a predicted model, not a curated record.
GUGUUGGAGUCCUGUGUUUUGGCUGCGCGUGAUCCUGCGUGGGUCAGGAGGUGUUUCUGAAGAGGCUAAAGAUUAGACUGUGAGGAAAGAAAAUAGAAGCCAUGUUUCGAAGACCUGUAUUACAGGUCUGAAGGAGCAACCAAGGGAAGGCAGUUACAUAGACACAGGGAAUCUGACUUUGGAAUAUGUUCCUGUUGCUGUGUCAGAAAGUCACUCAUGUGGUACUUCGUCAGUUUGUAAGACAUGAGUCCGAAACAACUACCAGUUUGGUUCUUGAAAGAUCCCUGAAUCGUGUGCAGUUACUUGGGCGAGUGGGUCAGGACCCUGUCUUGAGACAGGUGGAAGGAAAAAAUCCAGUCACGAUAUUUUCUCUAGCAACUAAUGAGAUGUGGCGAUCAGGGGACAGUGAAGUUUACCAAAUGGGUGAUGUCAGUCAAAAGACAACAUGGCACAGAAUAUCAGUAUUCCGGCCAGGCCUCAGAGACGUGGCAUAUCAGUAUGUGAAAAAGGGGUCUCGAAUUUAUUUGGAAGGGAAAAUAGACUAUGGUGAAUACAUGGAUAAAAAUAAUGUGAGGCGACAAGCAACAACUAUCAUAGCUGAUAAUAUUAUAUUUCUGAGUGACCAGACGAAAGAGAAGGAGUAGAAAGGAUGAUUCUUCUUUGGCCAUCAUUGGGUACAGUCUCAUUUCUAAGUCAUGUAUAAUCUUUAUCGCUCCCAAGGACAAGAAUUAAAAUACUCUUUUACAUAAAA